Molecule: messenger RNA, 540 nt
Organism: Protopolystoma xenopodis
Lineage: Eukaryota; Metazoa; Platyhelminthes; Monogenea; Polystomatidea; Polystomatidae
Source: the annotation of a GenBank genome assembly
AUGUCUGUCUUAUUUCAUUCCUAUUCUACCUCUCAGGAACGUCUUCUUUUGACCAAUUUGGCAACCCUAGAAAAGGAGGCUGGAGCUCGUCAACAGGCUCAGGAGGCCUAUAAACGGCGUUCUAUUGAAAGUCAACAGGCUGCGGAUGACCUUCGUGUGACUGUACAGAAGUACCUUGGCCAAUUGAAGGAGGCACAAACGACAGUGCAAGAGAAGGUAUCUGCUUUUGAGCGAGUCUCCUUCCGGCAUCAACGUGUCCAGGAGGAAUUGGUUAGUCUUCGUCGAAAAUAUGAGCGCCUAAGAAAGAUUGAGCAGUCCCACAACGCAGAUCAGGUGCUUCUGGCAGAGAUUCAGGAUUAUAAGGAUCAAUUGACCUGCCCUACUUGUAAAACAAAUAGAAAGGAUGCCAUCCUUACGAAGUGUUUUCAUCUUUUUUGCCUGAACUGUCUGAAAACACGCUAUGAGACAAGAAACCGCAAAUGUCCAAAAUGUAAUGCCACCUUUGGAGCAAAUGAUUACCAUCGUAUCUAUCUCUGCUAG